This is a messenger RNA of Topomyia yanbarensis, 7773 nucleotides long. It is a transcript of the gene Pdp1, whose product is annotated as hepatic leukemia factor. The transcript has 5 exons. Gene Ontology annotation, molecular function: DNA-binding transcription factor activity, RNA polymerase II-specific; RNA polymerase II cis-regulatory region sequence-specific DNA binding. The record is from RefSeq and is a predicted model, not a curated record. The coding region runs from base 1929 to 3146 and encodes 405 amino acids. Lineage: Eukaryota; Metazoa; Arthropoda; Insecta; Diptera; Culicidae. Gene Ontology annotation, cellular component: nucleus. Gene Ontology annotation, biological process: regulation of transcription by RNA polymerase II.
CCACGCUGAAGUGCGCGCUCGCUCUCGCCGGUUGUGUGUGCAGCAGGCUUUCAGUCGCUCGGUCGGACUCGGUGGCUCGUAGGCACCGUGCGCCGGAAUACUUCCUCUUUCACUCUCACUCUUACUAUUCGCACGGUUCGCGCAUUUCUCCUACCCCUUGACCAGUUAACAUCGUCGUCGUCGUAGUCGUCGUCGUCAUCAUCGGGCGUCAUUCAGUGGUACGGAACUUCGCGGAACAACUUUUGGGCUGUGUUUACUCAUGCCUUUCUUCUUUCGCUGCCUGGCGAGCUGGCGAGUGUGUUAGUUGGUGCUGUUUUGUUUUUUUUUGGCAACCUCGGUGGGGGACCCUCACACUCUGUAGGUGCUCGGUGGCGGUGGUCUCUGGAAACCCUUGAGACAGUACCGUCCGAUGAGUCGGGAUUCGUCGAUCGUUGCAGACGCGCGUGCGUGAAGUGCUUUCUCUUUUUUUUCUGUGACAGACCGUGGUAGGAGGACCCCGUGUGUAACCUAUUGACCGAGAGUGGCCCUGAGAGGGAGAGGAAAGAAAAAAAAAAUCAAGAACCGUUCUUCGUUCUAGUUCUGCAACCGGUUGUGAGGACGGUGUGUGGUGGGGAGCCGCAAGGCACGUUUUGUUUUGAUUAUGCACAGUGUAGGCUGGUGAACAGCACCUGGCCGCGAAGUUUGUACUGAAACAAAAAGAUUCUUAACGUGAAUGUAGAACCGCGGUGGCGAUGGAAAACAGCUGAUUGUUGUAAUAAUAAGAAGCAGCAAGUGACCAACGUGAUUGGAAGUCAGACUAAUAGAAAACGAUAUUAUUAUUAUUUAAUUAUUCAAAAACAAAAAAAAACAAACGUCCAGCGAUAUCGCCUCCGGGAACUGCGGGAAACUGGACGUAAAUCACUUCGACGCUGGUUCCAGUAAGCUCUGAUAGUGCCCGCUGGUGGUGUUGGUGAAGAGAUAGAACGUAGUGUUUGAUAGAGAGUGCGCAUGCGGCAACUGUGUGAUACCUCGCUGAGCUGGAAGCCGCCAGUGGAGAUGCAAUUUGAUUAAUGAAUAUAAACAGAUCUUUCUGAAUCGCGGUGUUUGCGAGUGGUGAAGUGCCCGAGCGCUAUGUGGGACGCUCCCCCGAGAGCCCUUUAGAACCUCCUGAGUGGCGUGGCGGUGCGCUGUACUAGCCUCUGUACGUUCGUAGAGUGCUUCGAGUGUGGAAGCUUCGCUUCGAGAAUGGAAGCUAAUUUGAAUUGAAAAAUGAAACGCAUGGAAUAGCACGUACAAGGUCAUUUGGAUUUGCAUUCGCAGAAAAAAAAGAGUGUUUAGUAGCCACUGCAAUACGGCUACUGCCGGGAAAGGCGUGCGCGUGCGGAACUUGUGCCGUCGUCGUCGUCGUCGUUUUGAUAACUGGGCGUGAGAACUGAUCUUGUUCAGUGGUUGUAGAUAACGGUAAAGCGCGAAGCGCCAGGUCACCAAAUGUUUUUCAAGUUUGACAAGUGUUUGCCAUACUCCUGACAAAAAAUAAUCGCGACCAUUGUUGUCGCUCGUAGGCAAUGCCUUGAAGAGGCUAUCCACCCUGUCGUCGCCCCCCGUUGUGUACCCCCUCGUACAGAAUAUGAGUGUCGUCAGAACCAAGUGAAAAGUGAACCUUCUUCUUUGUUUCAAGCAGCUGGAUCUGGCUGGUUGUGUUAUGGUCGAAGUUGAACCCGAAAUUCCAGUUAUUUGGCGAUUGGACGCAUAAACGACUAGGUUAAGCCAGAAGUGGAAAAACAAGUGAAAGCAUUAUUGUGCUGAAACAAUUAACCCAAAACAGUUAGUGAUCGCGCGCAGGCACCCCGGGCAGAAAAGAAUAUCGGAAGAACGCGGGAACAAACCUGUCUGCCGCCGCACCCGACUGAUUGUAACCACUUAGUUCUGUUCGCAUCCGAGGCUCACAAAUGAAUAUGGAAUUUCAACCGCUGCCACCGGUUUCGUCGAUGAACAUUGGCCCGCCGACACCUGCCCCGUCGCCCCACAUCCAAAUUAUUCCGAAUGGGUCCACGAACGGUGGCAGCAAUGUAGCGAAUCAGCUGCUAAAUUCGAUGCCACCGCCGAUCCUACCGGUCGGUAUGCCCUUGCAGCAGGUGGUUCACAACCUGCAGCAUCUGACCAACGUUAAUGGGUUAGCGCAGCAGCAUCAGCAACAGCAUCAAGUCCAGCAGCAGCAGCAGCAACAACAGCAUCAACAGGCACAGGCUCAUCAAGCGCUGCUAGGUUCCAACAAUACCAAUGGGCUCAAUGGGAUCCAUCAGAACCAGAGCCUGCCGCCGACUUCGCAGCUCCUGCAGGCAAUCCAUCACAAUACCAGCAAUAACAAUAACAACAACAACAAUGCUAUCAACAACAAUAACAACUCGAUCACACAGUAUCAGGUGCAGCAGCUCUGGAGACACCACGCCUAUCUGAACGGUAAAUCAAGCAAUAACAAAGACAUCUGCGGCGACGACAAACACAAAGAGGAUGGCGACCCGUGGAACGUUGAGGCACAGGCGGCGUUUCUGGGGCCGAACCUGUGGGACAAAACGCUACCCUACGACUCUGAUCUCAAAGUGCACCAGUAUGCCGACCUCGAUGAAUUCCUGUCAGAGAACGGUAUCCCGGUGGACGGUCUACCGAGCAGUCACCUGGGCCACUCGACCAGCCUUAACGGGCGCUCUGACAGUUUGGGACACUGUGCCGGCCUUUCGCUGGGCCUCAGUCAGGUGACGACGAAACGAGAACGCUCCCCAUCGCCCUCAGACUGCAUGAGUCCGGACACGAUAAACCCACCGUCGCCGGCCGACUCGACAUUCUCGAUGUCCUCGACGACCCGGGACUUUGAUCCCCGGACACGGGCUUUUUCCGACGAGGAACUGAAACCGCAGCCCAUGAUCAAGAAAUCCCGGAAACAGUUCGUGCCGGACGACAUGAAAGACGACAAGUACUGGGCACGGCGCCGAAAGAACAACAUGGCAGCGAAGCGAUCCCGCGACGCCCGACGAAUGAAAGAGAAUCAAAUCGCGCUCCGAGCUGGUUACCUGGAAAAAGAGAACAUGAACCUGCACCGAGAAGUGGAACAACUGAAACAGGAAAACAUGGAACUACGUGCCCGCCUAUCCAAAUAUCAAGAGGUAUAAUCCUAACUCAACGCAUCCCUAGUUUAUCACACCACGUCCACCAUGAUCACCAUCAACAAAAAAACCAACAACAACAGCAACAUCAACAACAGCAAAUGCAAAAACAACAAACAACAGCUACUACAACAAGCUAGUACAGUGCAACUACCCGUAAGCCACCAGCAUCAGUAGAUGACAAAAAAAAAGACAGCAACAGCAGUAGCGGCAUCAGCAGCAGCAGCAGUAACAACAACGUUUUAGUUUGAUUGAAAAACGGUGCGCGCGAGAACGGGAGAGUAGGACAAAAUGAAAGCAAACAACACAACCAUGCGGCAGCAGCAACAGCAUCGUUACCAAAAAGAAAAAAAAAAAAACAAAGCAAGCUAGGCAGUGUAUAGAACAACAAAAGUGUUGAUUUACUUUUUUGUUCCAGUAGAGUUGUUGACAAAACUCACUCCGAGUAGAGGCAGAGCAGCAAAAAGUAGCGAACAGAUAUAUAAACAAAAAGAACAGACUUACACUCACACACACCACAUGGCGGCUUCUGAGAACAAUAGUGAUAGCUUAAUUAAAUAAAAUGAAAACUAGUUUAAAGAGAGAAACAAUGAGACGACAGUUGGGGCAGCGCUUACAGACUCACUUACACACACAUAGAAAAAAAAAAAACACAUCACACCGGCAUGAUUUUAACCUUAUAGCGGAGCAACAAACUGUUAUUUGUUUAUUCAUUCGAUUUAAACUCGGCGUAACCGAUACGGACGAGAUAUGUUGUACGAUAAAGGGCGUGUUCAGUCAAUGCAAUUUAAGGAUCAGCAACCGCGUACAUACAUAUGAGCAUACAUACAUACAAACAUACAUGCAUACAUACAUAGUUACAGUUACGGACUUUUUUCUCCUUUGUUUUCGUUUCUCUGGUGUAGUGCAGCUAUUUAAUUUUUAAAUAGGACGAUUCUAGAGUUAAGUGCGCGCGCGCGUGUGUGUGGGCGUCCAAACGCGAAUCCUAGAUAGUGAAGAGAGGGGUCAGGAAGUUGAGAAUGGCGGCAGGCAGCUAAUAACCGAGACCGUUUGGUGGGUAAAGCAUGCAAAACCAUUGCGGUUAGUUGUUAGUGUUUUUUUUUUCGCUCGAUUGGUUUGUUAUAGUAAACGUAGAUGAGAUAAAAUUAAAGGAAGAAGAAAUAGUUUAGUUGAUUUGUUCAACAUAGUGAAAGGAUAGAGGAAAAUCCGGGGAAAUUGCAAUGAUUAUCGAUUAUACGUCGAGUAUAGCCCUGUGUGGUUCGUUUCGAGGAGGCUUACUAGUGCUGGCCUGUAGGUGGCACUGUCGGUGGCAAGAUGCUAACGCACGUAACGCUUGUGGAGUACAGAGGCUCAAACAGAUAGCUAUGCGUCACUGGCGUAAUGUAUAUCAAGGCUACGGUUUGAAUCAUGGGUUGGGAAUGAUCGUAUGUCGAUGAAGCGUCGACGGAACUAACUGUUUUAGCCCCAAAGCGUUUGAGGAAAGGUGUUGGCCUGGUAUGCGAGAGCUACGCAUUCGUUUCAGUCUAUUUAUGGAUUGUUAUGGUAAAUGUUUGUUUUUAUUGUUCGUUUAUUCUACACAAAAUCGAUAAAAUUGUGAUCAAUUAAAAUUAAUAAAUCUGUUCAUGUUCAAUCAAAUAGCAUACUUUAUGUUUGGUAAAUAUGAAACUGACGGAUAUUGUCGUCUGUUUAGCCAAAAUAUGUUUGACAUAACAACGAUUUUUCCAUUUCCUUGUUAGGGCCAUUUUUGAGUUCAUAUCGACUAUUUUGGCUGCCAAUGGCGUACGCUUCCAAAUGUUCCAACCCUAUCUUAAUAUCGCGUGCAUAGCAAGUUGGUGCGUUAAUGCAAUUCAGCGUUGCCAGAAAUAACGAUUUAUCGGUGUUUAUACCGAUUUUAAACUCAAUACCGAUACACCAAUGUAGCUUCUAAAUCUUAUAGUAAUCAACACCGAUUUUUUUUAAAAUAAGACUUCUUGUAUUAGAUAUGGAUUAUAAGUUGCAAGAGAGUACCACCUUGAAAAAUGCCCUCAGCUUUCCCAAUGCAAUGGUUUAGAAACUGAUUCGAAUAUACGUCUUAUUUCUAUCAAAAUUCUUGCUUAAGUGCUGAAACCGAUUGAGCUUCUAUUAUGCAUUAAAAAGUAACUAUUAUUAACCACAAAUAGCUUGCCUGUUGUAACCACUAGUUUGCAUACCGAUAAAUGCCUAUUUUUUAUGAAAAGUUAUACUGAUAUAAUAUAAAACUGUCUGACAACGCUGAUACAACUAAACGCUGAAUUGACACUCAUUCAAAUAAAUUCAAACGCGCGCAACUAGCAUAAAUCUAUCCCCGAAACCGCAAGUUGUAAACGAAAGUUACUCCAAGAUAUACUUACAACUUGUUUCAAAUAGAAUCUAUAGAACAUCUAGCGUCAGGCUUGGAUCCGGUUGUUUCUUUUAGUUUCCAGUCUGUCCCUUUUGCUAUUGAAUGAGUGGACGUGGUAAUCGGUCUCGUGUGAAUUUUAUUGUUCAACUAUUAUACUACAAUAAUUUUCUUUAUAUUUGUAAUAACAUUGUGAACAAUGAAAAUUGUACUUCGAUUGAAAAGUAAAUUACAUGCUCAAGUUUAUGAUUAAAAAGCUGCUCCUUGUCCUCAAACGUCGCAGCAACACUUUCUCAUUUAUUUAAAACUAAAUCAUGCCGACUUGUACUGUAUGGAAAGGGACAGAUAGGAUCGUUUCAAAAUACCACGUAGAACGAUUUUUUUAGUGCAAAACUUGUCAUUGAACUGUAUAUAGCCUAUAAUGGUGAGAAAUUAGUGAGCAAAUAAAACAAAGAGAAAUUAUAUUAUAUUUACAAACACAAAGCACGCACGGCAAAAAAAUAAAAUGAAGAAUUUAUCGUGAACCACAUGAUUGUAAAGAAAACAAACCAACGAUUGGAAAAGUUGAUUAUGUAAAAUCCUACGUUAGAUAAUUUAUUUGCCAAACUCCGCCCUACUCCUAGUUUGGAAUGAAACUGAACUUACAGAAUUGCCGAGCAGCUGUCCUCUAAGAGUUCCGAUUGUCUUUGAUUCUUUAAUUUUGCGCCGGUGGUAGCCUUCCCCAGUAGCCAAGCCGCUUUGAAGUCGCUCUUCGAAACACUGUAGAAAUACAAGAGAAAACAUAACAAAGUCCGUAGAAUGUCCGAAUAGUGAGGCAAGCAUAAAAGUGAAAACAUAACGCGCAUGUUAAUUAUUGCUGAUUUUAGAAAAGGGAAACGAAACAUGAAUCGUUGAUUAGUGAAAAAGAUUAAUAGGCAAGCAAGCAAGCAAGCAAAAUAAAAAAACAACCAUUAGUAGUCUGAUUCAAAAAAAAAACCUUAGUGAUAGUACCAAGAUUGAAAGAGAACCUGUAGUCGAUAGUGAAAACAAUAUUAUUAGUAAUUAAUGAACAAAGAAGAGAAAAAAACUAAUCAAAACAAACAAGUUGAUUGAGGGACGCAAAACCUCUGAAAGCCUGUGUAUAAAGUAUAUUACCUACAAAACUGAGAGCGAUACGAGUUUGGAGAGAAUCCCACACGUCCCUAUUUUUAUCCUUCGAUGGAUAAGGUCGAAGCAAAACAAACGUUGUUUGAUUGAUUGAUUGAUUGAUUGAAUAAUUGAUUGAAGCGUAACCCAUAAACAUAUACACAAACACUCACUCACUCGACUGUAGAAAAAAAAAAGAAUUGUGAAAAUAUGUUACCGGUAAAAUUUACCUUGUAGUUGUACAGUAGAUCAAAGUAACCCAUCCAUUCGUAGCGUUCGCAAACCCCACAUAAAACUGUCAAAUCAAAGAAGAAGAAAAAAACAAAAACGACCCUCCUUUGUUUUUUUAUUUGUACUAUUAUCGAAACGAAAAAUGUCAUUGUUUUUAGCCUAUCAAAGCUUCAUUGAGUUUUUGUUUGUAAAUUGUUAUUCUUAUGUAGAGCAGAUAAGGGCAAAAGCUGCUAGUAAAUUGCACCUAGUUAUCCGAACACGAAAAUCACAGCAUCAUCAUUUCUCUAGCGUAGCGAAAAACAUCAUCAUCAAAAGUGUCUAUUUUUCUCUUCUUUUUCUUCAUUGCAUACACUAAUAAAAAAACGGUUAGGUGUUGAUUUUUAAUUAUUAACAUUGAAGAUAAUAUUUACGAUUUGAUCUUCUUUUUCCUUACGUCUUCUAGUUCUAUCGAGCUUAACGCAGACACGGUUAAACCAUAAAUUUAUUCCUGUUUUCACUCUAAAUUAUAUCUGUCUAUUCCUAUCCCAAAACGUUGGCUAGUUUCCGUUCUGUUCUGUCCAUACAAGAAACUACUUAAAAGUGUUUCCCUCGGAACCCAACCCAACCCAACACACACACCGGCCAGCGGAGCUAGGAAAGCAGAACCGUUGUUUUCUUUAUAAUUGUAUAUUUUCUUUCUUCUUUCUUCAAAUUACCUGUGUAAGGACUUCCUUCUCUAGCUGGAAGAAAACAUUGAUUGUAAACGAGAGCAAACAAAGCAAAAAAGAGCAAAUCACAACAAGCUAGAGAACCUGUUUGCUUUGUUACAAAACAACAACAACAAUAACUAUUAACGAUCGCUUGUGCGAGGGAAUCCACAAACGGUUCUUACUUUAUUGCUAUUAUUUUUUUGAAAAUAAAAUCAGUAAAACAAUAAGCAUA